Molecule: messenger RNA, 1157 nt
Organism: Sesamum indicum (sesame)
Lineage: Eukaryota; Viridiplantae; Streptophyta; Magnoliopsida; Lamiales; Pedaliaceae
Product: NDR1/HIN1-like protein 26
Biological process (GO): defense response to other organism
Cellular component (GO): plasmodesma; plasma membrane
Source: RefSeq, a predicted model, not a curated record
UCCCUUUCCUUAGCAUACCAAACUUCUCCCUUUCGCUACCCCUACCCCUCUCUCUGCCUCUGCAAAUGUCUCAAAUCCAUGAAAAGUCUCCCAAACACUGUGCCAACAAGCAAGCAAUCAACCUCCACAAGUUCAACAAGAAGCUCUUGUUUUCCUUAUCCACACUCUUCCUCUCCAUUCUCUCCCUCAUAUUCCUUGUUUGGCUUGUUCUCCACCCCACAAAGCCUCAGUUUUCCCUCAAAGAAGCUGAUAUCAAUCAGCUCAAUCUCUCAGGUCCAUCCCUGCUCAAUUCCUCUAUUCAGCUGACUCUCCUAUCCAAUAAUCCAAACAAAAAAGUUGGAAUUUACUACGACGAAUUCCUACUAUAUGCAUCCUACAAGGGCCAAAAGAUCACUCCCGAAACUUCAAUCUCUCCAUUCUAUCAAGGCCAUGAAGAAACAAACCUGCUUAGCGCAUCGUUGGUCGGAAACCAGCAACCUGUGGCUCCAUCCUUUGCCUAUGAAGUUCAACGUGAUCAGGGCACUGGAAAAUUGGUCUUAAGUUUCAAAGCAAUGGGCAGGCUCAGGUGGAAAGUAGGAACUUGGGUUUCAGGAAGGUACAGGUUUAUCGUAAAUUGUAUAGCUAUCAUGCCAUUUGGACGUAUACCUUCACCUCCCUUAAGUUCCAAACAAGGUUCACAGUGUUCUACUACAAUCUGAAAAGCGAGAAUUCAUGCCUAAAAUGGAUGGUAUAUAAACAAUAAGCUUCUCCAUAUUGUGUCAAAUGCUUGGUUUUCUGUUAAGUAUUGGGCUUCCCUAUUACAGUUUGUAAAUGUAAAGUAGCAGUCACAUAUACCAAUGGAGACGAAAAGUUUGUAAUAGUUACUUGUUUUAAUCAUAUCUUUUACAUGGCCUCUAGCUCAGUUUUGCUUGCUUUACAUGUAUGGUGGUGGAAAAAGAUGUAAAUUUCUGGAGUCUUUUGGUGGAUCUUCUCCCAGAGAUGGGUGUGGAGGAAAGCAUUCAAUCUUGGCGGUUUGAUUGUUACUGUGGAGAAAGUGGUAGCAGGAUAUGUAUUGCGCUUAAGUGGAGAUUCCAAAGGUGAAAAGGGAAAGAUAAAAAGGCGGGAAAUGUAUUUACUGCUGCUUUCUUGAUUGAGGAAAUUCUGCGUUUCCAUGUCAA